Molecule: messenger RNA, 709 nt
Organism: Cheilinus undulatus (humphead wrasse)
Lineage: Eukaryota; Metazoa; Chordata; Actinopteri; Labriformes; Labridae
Gene: scn2b
Product: sodium channel, voltage-gated, type II, beta
Exons: 5
Coding region: 9-665 (218 amino acids)
Cellular component (GO): membrane
Source: RefSeq, a predicted model, not a curated record
AGAAGAAGAUGUGUUCCCGCGCGCUGAAGAGGAGCGGUGGCGUUGAGCUGGUGGCGGCGGCGCUGCUGCUGCUCUCUGUCUCCGGUUGUUCAUGCAUGGAUGUGACGGUGUCCAGUAAAAUAAACGCUCUCAAUGGAACAACCGUUAAAAUCCCCUGCACAUUCACUUCCUGCUAUAGGAUGGAUGCUACCAAGUUUGCCAUGAACUGGACCUACCAGGAAUCCCUGAACGACACGGAGGAAAUGUUUAUGACAUACUUUAGGAAAAAAGGAAUGGUGCCUCUGCGCUCAGACCGCUUUGGAGACAGGGUCACGUUUGCUGGUGUCCUGGAGAAGAACGACCUGUCCAUCACCCUGUCGGAUGUUCAGCUGGAUGAUGAAGGCUUUUACAACUGCUAUGUGAGAAACCCUCCAGACCGCAACCAGGGACACGGCGUCAUAGAGCUCAUCGUUGUUACAGAACUUCCCCCUCCCAAAGAUUCGACUAUUGCUGUUGCAAUCGGGGCAUCAGUGGGUGGAUUGUUAGCCCUGCUGAUCCUAUCCAUGGUUAUAGUGAAAUGUCUUCGCCGACACCGGAAACCAGAGCUGAUUUCAGAGGAGAAGAUGGAGGAAGAGGGAAAGCUGGAGGCUGAAGGUGUUGCGGAGGAGGGAACAAAACAACCAUAGCGGAGUCGUCUGGUUGAAUCAGUAGCUGGUGAAGUGCUCAUCCC